Messenger RNA from Cottoperca gobio, 9055 nucleotides. It is a transcript of the gene tnrc6ba, whose product is annotated as trinucleotide repeat containing adaptor 6Ba. Gene Ontology annotation, molecular function: nucleic acid binding. Lineage: Eukaryota; Metazoa; Chordata; Actinopteri; Perciformes; Bovichtidae. Bases 429 to 7172 code for a protein of 2247 amino acids. The record is from RefSeq and is a predicted model, not a curated record. Gene Ontology annotation, biological process: miRNA-mediated post-transcriptional gene silencing; positive regulation of nuclear-transcribed mRNA poly(A) tail shortening. Gene Ontology annotation, cellular component: P-body; nucleoplasm. The transcript is spliced from 23 exons.
CCAGUCACAGGGCUUCCACGCAGCUGCCACAGGCUGGCCAUUGGAGACGCUUCAUGCUGAGCAGCAAAAUGGCCGCCCGUCAACCGACUGACUCCACAGCGCUUUGAAAUUUAAAUUCUUCUGCACAUUAGGGUUUACACUAUUACAACGUUAGUACUUAUUUACAAACCUGUAGCUUACUACGCGUGUUUUUUCAUCAUCUGCCACUUACUUGACUGACCUACUCAGGCGUCGCUGUUCUUGUAGCCUCGACGAAUGCCUCAAAAAGCUAAAAAAAAAAUCGCACUGAAGCACUUUAGCUAAGCUAGCUCGCUAGCUUUUCUUCAUAUGUGAUUCCAGAGUAGAGCUGCAACGAUUAGUCGACUAAUCGCCAACUAUUUUGAGAUAAAAGCUAGAAGAAAGGAGUAUCAGGACAGGAGCAGUAGUUAAUGGAAGACAAGAAAAGGAAAAAAGACGACAAAAGGAAAAGGGAAGCCUCUCAGAAGGUCACGGAACAAAAAAACAAAGUGCCAGACUUGACCAAGCCGGCAUCUGCCCAGUCUCCUGCCAUUCAGAGCAGCUCUGCCUCCCCCAGCCCUGGACCCACCCCCUCUGCCUCCCCAUCCCCAGCCACCUUGGGCCCUGGCAGUGCUGCCACCCCGUCACAGGGCGGCAACAAUGCCAAGCGCCUGGCGGUGGCCAACGGACAGCCCACCUCCACCACCAUUUCUUCCUCCACCACUGGCAGCCCCAGUGCUGCUGGAAACGGCAGUACAAGUAGCGGAGGCGGAGCCCAGGCGCCUCAGCAGCAACCGCGCUACAUGCCGAGAGAAGUGCCACCACGAUUCCGCUGCCAGCAGGACCAUAAAGUGCUACUGAAGAGGGGUCAGCCGCCACUGUCCUCCAUGCUGCUGGGAGGGGGAGGAGGAGGAGGAGGAGGAGAUGGCCCCAAUGCAAACAUGGCUGCUGUCUCAGAUUCUGGUGCAGCUGCCUCCUCAUUGGCUCUCACCUCAUCAUCAGUUGCUGCUUCUACUACUACUUCUAAUUAUGCAAAUUCCAUGUGGGGGGCGAGCUCAGGCAGCCAGACCUCCUCUCAGGGCAGGGAGAAGGUGAUUGUCGAUGGCAACGACCUGGAGGAGUGGCCUAGCAUCGCUGGCAAUGAUGGGGGAGGAGCAUCUUUCACCGGGGCUGGAGGGGGCGGCGGCGGCAGCAGCAGCAGCAGCAACAACAACAACAACGUAAUGCCUGUGAACAGCAUCAGUGCCUCUGGCAACCAAUCCUCACCCACUUCCUCGUUCUCUUUGCCCAAUGAAUGUAUGCAGUCGUCCAACGGUGUGGCAUGGGGGAUGGCUGCCUCCCAGGGUCAUCUUGGAGGAGGGAAUGCAGUAGCUGCAGCUGGGCCUCUGCUACAACAGCCCUCCUCACUUUCCAAAGCCUCCGCUGUGCCAGCGAGCCAUGAUGCCAGUGGCCCCGUCGACGGCAGCAGUGGGAUUCCAGGUGCCAACUUCAAUCCAAAUGCCAACCCUUCGGCCUGGCCUGCCCUGGUGCAGCAGGAUGGGCCCGCUGCUGCAGGGGAAGGAGGUCAGUCUUCCUUCCAUCACCAGGGCCCUGGAGGGUCUUUGUCUGCCAACAACUCUGCUUCCCUGGCCCUAGGAGGCGGGGCAGUCGGGGUGCUGGGGGGUCACCCACCUUUAUCUGUGAAUCAAUCAAGCACCCAUCAGCGGCAACUUCACCAAAUGCAAUCCAGAGACAGAGAGAUGGGAGGGGGGAAGUGGGACAGCGAAUCAGCGGGACCAAAAAUCGCAGGGGGGGAAGGAAUUGGGGGAGGAAUGGACCGUGGUGUGGGAGGAAGCGAAAUGAGUGUGGGAGACCACAGCCUUGCUUCCUCAUGGAGAGGCCAGUCUUCUUACCCUGCAGCUAACUCCAAAACGGGUGCCUCAAGGACUGAUGGAUGGGAGGGUGGCGGAGGUGGCACAGGUGGAUUCGGAGCUGCUGAAGGAGAUAAUGGGACCUCGGGUUGGGGGUAUCAGAGUUCCACGAGUGGAGCAAAUGCUUGGGGCAGUGCUGGAAACAGUAGUCAAACCUCCGGGGUAUCUCAGGGAGGGUGGGGGUCAUCAGGAGUCGGAGGGGAGAGAGGGGUUUCUGGUGGUGAUUGGGGUGGGAGCACCGCUGGUACUGGUGGAGCUAAUCCAGGAGGUGAAGGGAUUGGUGGAGCCUGCAGCAGUAACAGCAGCAGUAGUGGGGGCAGCACAGCUGGCAACCCCCCUACCACCUCCUCCUCUUCCUCAACAGCCACCACUACGACCAGAGCUUGGGACAAUCAGAAGGGAGAGAGUGAAACGGGGGAAUGGGGUGGUGGAGGAGAUGGACAGGGACCACAGGGAGGAUCCUCAUCCAGUGGUGGAAAUUCCAGAAAUGGGAGUGGGCAUAACAAUAGUCACAGUCGUACUCACGUCCCUGCACCUAAUGCUGAAGCUGCCUUACAGAACCUGCUCAGCCGGUCUGAUUUGGAUCCUCGAGUCCUGUCCAACACAGGCUGGGGCCAAACACAGAUUCGACAAAACACGUCUUGGGACUUUGAAGAACAUGGAGGAAAGAGUAAAGGUGGAUCGUCAUCAAUUACAUCAAAACACGCAUCUUCUCUUGGUGGUUCUUCUCAGUACUCUGGUGGACCCAGGACUCAAAUCACCGAUUCUAUGGGUCCAGGGGUCAAUCCUUCCCUGGCUCCAUCUGCUGGGUCCUCCGGAGAGGGCUGGGAGAGCAGCAGCAACAGUAGCAGUAGUGGGGCCUCUCUGUCUGGGAGAGCCCCACCACCUUCUGGCCCCAACAUGAGGAAUCUUGGCGUCUCACAAUCUGGGCCAGUGACCACAACGGGACCUGGUAUGGGGUCAGGGGUAAUGUCAGGACAUAGCCAGCAGGGGAAGGCUACAGGCUGGGGUGGAGGAGGAAUGGGGGCUGGGGAUAGCCAGCAGGCCAAGGGCUGGGGGAAUGAGGAAUGGAGAGAUAGUAGUAGAGGAGGAACUGGAGGAGGGACUGGAGGAGGAUGGGGUGAUCCUGGGCAAAGGGGUGAUCCUGGGCAAAGGGGUGAUCCUGGGCAAAGGGGUGAUCCUGGACAAAGGGGUGAUCCUGGACAAAGGGGUGAUCCUGGACAAAGGGGUGAUCCUGGGCAACGGGGUGAUCCUGGACAAAGGGGUGAUCCUGGGCAACGGGGUGAUCCUGGGCAACAGAGUGACCCAGCGAGUGCAGGCUGGGGAGGAAAUAAGGAGGAGAAAAGGACAGGGGGGUGGAAAGAAAUGGGAGGGAAUGGAGGAGGGAGUGGGUGGGGAUCAGGACCGAAGGGUGGCGCAGGUCGGGACUGGGGAGAUCAACAGUCCAAAUCAAAUAGCGGAGGAGGGGGAUGGGAGGAUGAGAGAAAGAGUGGAGGCGGAAACUCAGGUGGGGAUUCAGGUUGGGGGAGCUGGGAUGAAGGUGCUCCUCGGAGAACCUGGGGAGCAGGGGGAGGAGGAGGGAGUGGAGGAGGGGGCAUGGGGUCCAAACCUCAUCAAAGUUGGAGUGGAGGAAACAAAAUGCACCAGAUGCCAAACAGCCAGCCGGGCUCCAUCACAGGCCCGCAGGCACAACUGCAACAGCAACAAUCACAGCCCCGCAAUCAGCAUCCACAGCGACAGCAAGCGUUGGACCAAGAGGCUAUGCAAGGGGGCGGGGGGAGAAAACCCAUCUCUCAAGCCCAGAAUCAGAACCAAAGCUCAGGCUGGACCUCGGGGCCCAUCCCUGGUGGCACCGGAGGAGGUGGAAGUGGAUCUGAAACAAGCGGCUGGGAGGAACCCUCACCGCAGUCUAUAAGCAGGAAGAACGAGAUAGAUGAUGGAACAUCAGCAUGGGGAGACCCAACCCGUUACACCUACAAGCCCGUAAACCUGUGGGAUAAGAACAGUGCCCCUGCUGGGCAGCAGCAGCAUGACCAGCAGCCACAUGUCCAGGCUCAGCCGCCACAUGUCCAGGCUCAGCCGCCACAUGUCCAGGCUCAGCAGCACCAACAACAGCAACAGCAACAGCAACAGCAACAGCAGCAGCAGCAGCAGCAGCAGCAGCAACAACAGCAGCUACAGGCACCUCCAACACAGCAGCAGACCCCUCCAAUACAGCAGCAGGCUCCUCCAAUACAGAAUCAGCCUAGCAGGCAAGCUCCAGGGCUUGGAGGUAACAGAGACUUCAACAGUGGCCAUGGACCUGGAAAGACUUCCGCUAUAGGUCCGUCAGGUUGGGCUGGUGCUUCUCCUGCUAGCCCUACAGCGGACAAUGGCACGACAGCUUGGGGAAAGACUACUGACGCCCCUACUGGCUGGGGAGACUCUGAGGAUGCUGGAGGGAAGACAACAGGCUGGGGAAACCCUUCUCCCAACCCCGUCAAACCUGGUUCAAAGUCUAUGCAAGAUGGCUGGGGGGAUAAAGAAGGCUCUGUGGCUGCCACGCGUCACUCAAGCUGGGAGGAGGAGGAGGAGGGAGGCGGCAUGUGGAACAGCGCCGGCUCCCAGGGAAGCGGCUCUUCUUGGGGGCAGGGAAGCAAUGGAGGCUGGGGACAGAGCCACCCUGGGAAGAAGCCCAGCAACAAGGGUCCAAUGAAGGCUGGUGGAGGAGACUCGUGGAUGAGUCCCAUCAACAGACAGUUCUCCAACAUGGGGCUGCUGAAUGAUGAUCCCAGUGGCCAGAACAUGGACCUGGCUCCGGGUUCUCUCCAGGAGAAAAAGAUGGAAGCGGAGAAAAGAGGCAUGGGGAUGGGGAUGAACGAUUACAACGGAGACAUGAGGAAGGGAGGAAGAGGAGGAGGGGCGAUGGGUUAUCGUCCACCUGGUUCCAAAGAGGCAGCACCUGGAGACUCUGGGUCCUACUAUGAUAAGACCUUGCCUUUGACCAAUCAGGAUUGGUGCCUUGGGGAGGAGGGUCCUUGCUCUCUGUACUCACCACCCACUGUCUACAAGUCCCAUUCCCUCUUCAACCACACUAUUCCCUUUAGACAAGGCGGUCACAGUAUCUUUGGCAGUAGCGGAGGGAUGGCUCAGUCAAGACACCAGCCAAGUGUCCCGCCCAUAAACCAGUCCCCAGGGAUACGAGCGCAAGUGCCUCAUCAGUUCCUGUCACCUCCGGUGCCGGGCUCCGUGCUGAAGCAGAUGCCCCCUCCCAGCGGGAGUGUAGGGGGUGUUGGCGGCGUGGGAGGAGUGGCAGGAGUCGGGGGAGGUGUGUUCCCUCCACAGCUGUCCCCGCAGCAUAUUGCCAUGCUCAGCAGCAUCUACCCGCCUCACAUCCAGUUUCAGCUGGCUUGUCAACUCCUCCUUCAGCAGCAGCAGCAACCGCCGCCGCCGCCGCCGCAGCAGCAGCAGCAGCAGCAGCAGCAGCAGCAGCAGCAACAACAGCAGCUUCUGCAAAACCAGAGGAAGUUCCCACCGAACGUGCGGCAGCAGGCUGACCCUCAACAGCUUGCCAGGAUCAUGGCGGUGCUCCAGCAGCAGAGGCAGCACCAGCAGGUCGGGGGUUUAGGCGGCAGCUCCAAACUCUCUCCCUCCCACCACGGCGGAGGGGGUCCCAAACUGCCCGGGGCUGAUCCCCUGCCCCAUCCAGGCCUGGCGCAAUCUGUGGCUGACCUGCACCAGAAACCUCUCGGACCAUAUUCCGGGUUCAGUUCUGGGGUUAACCUUCCUGGUCUGGACCUGGGUGGCUCUGUAGUGGGGGGGCCUGGGGGCAUGAAGGACCUAGGGAUUCAGCAGUCCCGCUUCAAAUGGAUGAUGGAAGGACACUCUUCUCCAGACACCUCCUCGCCUGAGAACGCAUUCCACAAAAAUGGUCCUGUCACCCCCAUGAAGAUGCCAGGGGGCUCGCCCUACUCUCAGUACGACAUGAUGGUUGGAGACGGGCUGGGAGACAACUGGCAUCGCACCCCUGGCACCAAGAUGGGUACCAAACCUCCCCCCACACCCAGCUGGCCCCCUGAGUUCCAGCCUGGUGUGCCCUGGAAGGGCAUCGACAGAGUCGACCCGGAUUCUGACCCUUACAUGACCCCGGGGAGCAUGAUGGGAAACACAGUGUCCCCCAACCUCAAUGAUACUGAGCACCAGUUGUUACAAGACAAUACUGAUUCCACCCCCCCCCUCAACACCUUGCUGCCUUCACAUGGUGCCUGGCCCUACAGUGCCUCAGACAGUCCCCUCAACAACGCACACAACUCAGCAAAGUACACAGACUACAAGACCAGCUGGCCCCCAGAGCCCAUCGGACACAAGUCCUGGAAAGCUAACCGCGGCAGCAGCCAGAGCCAGCUGUCCCAGAUGUCCCGCGCACCUCCAGGACUCGCCAGUCAAAAGCAGCCAUCGCCUUCCCCUUGGUCUGGUGGAGCCCCUCGAUUGGCUGGCCGGGGCUGGGGCGGCGGCUCGAGCUCCACUGCCUCGACGUGGAGUGACGGCAGCUCUCGGGAAAGCUGCUGGUUGGUGCUCAGCAACCUCACACCACAGAUUGAUGGCUCCACUCUGAGGACCAUCUGCAUGCAGCACGGCCCUCUGCUGACCUUUCACCUUGGCCUGACCCAGGGCACCGCUCUGAUUCGCUACGGCUCCAAACAGGAGGCAGCCAAGGCCCAGAGCGCACUCCACAUGUGUGUUCUGGGUAACACCACCAUCUUGGCGGAGUUUGUGAGCGAGGAGGAUGUGGCUCGCUACAUUGCACAUUCCCAGGCAGGAGGAGCAGGGAGCGGAGGAACCACAGGCGGCUCUGCAGGCUCCGGGCCGUCAGCGUCCUCCGCAGUGGGGUCCAACGGUAACGGAGGGAGUUGCGAGAGAGGAGGCGGCAGCGGAGGAGUAGAAGGAGGCUCCGCGGCCGGAGGAGGAGCAGGAAACGGAGGAGCCGGGUCUUCGAGCUCCGGGUGGCAGAGUCUGGACAGCACAGGCAGCUCAUCGGACCAGUCUGCCACCCAGGGGCCCGGGCUGGGCAUCUUCGCCCAGUGGAGCAGCAAUGGGACCGUGGUGGGCGGGGCAGGAGGUGUGGAAGCCGGAAGGCAGGGUCUGUGGGGGGGGAUGGGUGGGAUGAGCGGGGCCGGGUACCCCAGCAGUAGCCUCUGGGGUUCUCCUGCACUUGAGGAUCGUCACCAGAUGGGCAGCCCCGCCUCACUGCUGCCAGGGGACCUGCUGGGCGGGGGGGGCGACUGACGAACACACAUUUUACACCCAAGUUGUAAUACACAUGUCACACUCUGUAUUUAUUUACACGUAGAGAUGACAUGAAUUAAAGCUACAUUGGUCAACAGUCAUUCUUAACACAGGCUACAUGCAGUACAUGCACACAUUAUUUUCACACGUACACAUUAAACCGCUUAACUUUAAAUGAAGACAACAGUAAAACUUGAACUUGGAAAAAGGUGAAAUCCAUUAAACCCUUUAGGACUCAACUGGAUAGCUCUUUAUACUCCAAAUCCAACCAUCUGCAUUCAGAGACCCGAUCACUCAGGCAUGCACUGUAGACAGGCUCAGCCAGAGUCGUACAUGUCAACAAGUUUAGCUAUUGCUGUUUUUAGUGUGCCACAAUUUACUUUCUUUUGUAUUACUAUUUAAUGGUCGAAUCUCAAAAUUCAGACUUGCAGACUGAGCCCUCAUAGACCUGGCUGGCGUACUUCUAAGUUCUCAUGUUUGGAAGCUUGAGAGUGGGGAAGGAUCUGGAGUUUGUAGAAAUUUGGGGACAGCGCCACACUACUGAGUCAAAUGGACGAUCAGCAACCUUUUGAGAUCUGGAAAAGGAGAGCGUUUUUAGUAGGUACCGACACCUCUACCUUGGUGGAAAUAUGCCAUCAACAUGGGACCCAGGGUAAAAAAAGAAGAAGAAAAAUCAAAACAGAAACAACAUUAGCCAAACUUGCACUAUAUGCCUCUGGGUUUGUUGUUGACACAUCCUCCACAAAUCCCUCCAUUAUUUUUGAAACAGCUACAAAACAACAACUUACAGGACGACUAAAUGUUACAACAGCAGUGGCCUUGGCUAACAACCAGCGGCCGCCCGCCCGCCAUGUCAGCAGCCUUCACACCUUCUCAUCAGUUCCACACUGCUCUUAUAUUUGACAAGCAAAAUUGUAUCUCCUUGUUGAUGUACGUCGGGUGUUUAUCUUUUUUUUCUUUCUGUUUUUAAAAGAAAAGAAAUGUGAGAAGCUUUGUGGAAAUUCAGAGAUGUCCUCUUUUUUUUUGCCCUUCAAACACUGACCUCGCUAUUGUAUUUUUUCUUACUCGAGAAAUCAAGUUGGUUAUUAUAUAUUGUCAUGAUGUUAAUGAUGACUACGAUCACUUAUUUACUCGCUGUACAAGGUGCCCUCCUGCCUGCCUGUGUGUGCAUGAAAGGAGUGAUGACAGUAUGACCGAAUGGAGGAGGAUGUGAUGAAGAUAAUGAUAUCGGGAGUGUCUGUGUUAUUGCUACAACGUUGAAUGUUUUUUUUUCUUUCUUGUCCAUGAGAGAUUCAUGAGAAAUGUGUGUGUUUGUGUGCGUGUGUGUGUGCGCGCGCUUGCUUUGAACACUUAUCUGCUCCAGUCAGGGAAGUGAAUAGAUGUUAAUCUGACAGCUUACAUUUGAGAGAGUGUGUGUGUGUGUGUGUGUGGAUGUGUAUACAUGUUUGCGUGCUCGACUGUUUGGAUAUUGUAAUAGCUAAAAAGUUCAAAAACGUUGGCACUAUUGCAUAUGUCUCUUAAGUUGUGUUUUUUUUUUUUAGCAGCAUUUUGUUCCUGUUUGUAUUGUUUUUUUUUUCUGCCAAUUGCAAUAAGAGAAUAUUUUGUUUUUAAGACGAAGUAACCAACUGAAGGCAUUUCUAUAAAAAAUGCCAAAUCCUACCAUACCAAGCUGAGCUGGAACAGUGUUUUACAGACACGUUAAAGACAUUACCUGUUAUGUUUUACUGUUUUCUUUUUUGUUUUGUUAUUAUGUAUCAAUUUAAAUUAAGUCAGUCUUUAUUAUCACUCCUGUUCAGGAUGUUUUCAUUUAUUUCAGAUGUUACAAAAAGGAGGGGAAAUUAAUUUAAAGCAGAAAAGAACAAGAUAAUAAAGGUUGAAUUGAA